Messenger RNA from Bursaphelenchus xylophilus (pine wood nematode), 576 nucleotides. The record is from the annotation of a GenBank genome assembly. NCBI's taxonomy places the organism in Eukaryota, Metazoa, Nematoda, Chromadorea, Rhabditida, Aphelenchoididae.
AUGGAAGAAGUAAGUUGUGUUUUGUUUUCGGAUUGUUCGGAAUUUAGGCUGUUGCACCGGAGUUCCCCGCCCACUUGAAUGAGAGGCAUGUGGUGGCAGAAGCCUUGUUGGGAGGAACCAGAAUCAGCGAUACUUUGAUCCCAGCGGACGAUUUCAAUGAUGAGAAAAUUGGCAGAUUGACGGUUAACUGGAAUUGGAAACUGACUCGAAGGUAGGCCUGUUUUAGAAGAUUGGUGCUGAUUUAAAGGUAUGUGUGGCAAUUGGCGUUAUGCUGAGAAUUUUUCUGACAUUUUCGGGAUAAAUUUUAAUUUCUCUGAAGAUUUACUGUACGUGGAACCUAUGUUAAGGGAAGUCUAUAGUAUAGAGAGGGCGUUUUUUCUUCUAUUAUAGAAUUUAUUAUAGAGCCUUGUCUUGGAGUAUUUUGAUUAUUUUAACGUUCCAACGUUUUCAUGAUUAUUAUAAGUCUCAUUUAGGCCUCCUACGACGAGAAAUCAUUGUCAGACUGCAUUUGAAAGAUCAGCGCUCUCCACAAUUCCAGCGAGUGUCCAAUCGAGACUCCGGAUGUGGGGACGAUAA